Messenger RNA from Diorhabda sublineata, 1156 nucleotides. RefSeq names its product E3 ubiquitin-protein ligase Hakai (gene Hakai). Lineage: Eukaryota; Metazoa; Arthropoda; Insecta; Coleoptera; Chrysomelidae. The record is from RefSeq and is a predicted model, not a curated record. The coding region runs from base 1 to 1101 and encodes 366 amino acids. Gene Ontology annotation, molecular function: ubiquitin protein ligase activity. The transcript is spliced from 3 exons. Gene Ontology annotation, biological process: regulation of cell adhesion; protein ubiquitination.
AUGAAAACAAAAAUGGAUGAACCCCCAAAAAGAGGUCGUGGCCGAGGACGAGGUGGUAGAGGUCGAGGACGUGGACGAGGAAGAGGCCGAGGUAGAGGUAAAAAAGCUAUUAAAACCGUUGAGAGUGACGAAGAAAUAGUAGAACCUCCUCCCCUAGAAGCUCCUGAAGAUGUUCAAACUCAAGAAGAUGCUCUUGAAAACGUUCAACUUACAAUUGAUCUUGAAGCAGAUAUUUCCCAAUUGGAAGCUCCUACAUUUACAACGAUAAAUAGGGGCCCACCGGAACCGAUGCUAAGACUCGAUUGGUCACAUAAAGUGAAUUUGAUCGGAGAAAAAGUACUAAAUCCGUUAAUUCAUUGCUGUGAUAAAUGUUUGAAACCAAUUUUGAUUUAUGGACGAAUGAUUCCUUGUAAACACAUAUUUUGUUUGGCAUGUGGUAAAAAGGAACAGAAACAAUGUCCCCGUUGUUUAGAAAAAGUUACGAGAGUCGAACAAACUGCAUUAGGUACCGUUUUCAUGUGCACCCACGGUGGUACCAGAUACGGGCAAACCGGAUGCCGUAGAACUUAUUUAUCACAAAGAGACCUUCAAGCUCACAUAAAUCAUCGACAUGUCUCGAAUUUGACUUUGAAUCAACAACCUAUGGAGGCAGUAGAACCAGAAAGGGCGUUGCCAGUGCGUACUAAAACCGCCAACGAUCCCAGAUCAGGGGGUGGCGUACCAGCUAAUAUUAGACCGAGACCAGUUCCAGUACAAACUUCCGGUGUAAGGACUAAUCUUAUAACAGUGCCCAUACAAGAAUCAGCACCUGCUAUACAUGAAACUGUUUCCACGACGCAAAAUUACUAUAAUCAGUAUCAACAACCAGCAAAUUAUACGCAACCUUUACCUCCCAUGCAUAUUCCGCCUCCUCAACAACAGCAGCCACAGUAUUACGGCGCGCCUCCUACUUAUACUCCGGCACAAACUUAUCCCGCUUAUACUGGAACUACUCCUACUGUCGCUCAGUACGCUCCUCCGGCACAGGUACAGACUAGACAGCAGUAUGAUUAUAAUACUGCUCCUCCCCAAUGGACUAAUAACCAACAAUAUUAUAGAUAAUUUUCAAAGUGGAAAUGUAUUUUUAAGUUUUUUUAAUAUAAUGUAAUAAGUGCUA